Messenger RNA from Sitodiplosis mosellana (orange wheat blossom midge), 2079 nucleotides. RefSeq lists its product as uncharacterized. Lineage: Eukaryota; Metazoa; Arthropoda; Insecta; Diptera; Cecidomyiidae. The coding region runs from base 330 to 1094 and encodes 254 amino acids. The transcript has 5 exons. The record is from RefSeq and is a predicted model, not a curated record.
UUCGCACUCGCCCAUUCGUGUGACGACCGUAUUGUGCGCGCUUCGCUCGAUUGCUACAAGUCAACGGCUGAGCAUAUCAUAACAUCAGUCACUUAUGAGAUUUCACAACGAUUAGUCCCUUUCAAAUUAUCGCUCACGAUCACAAUCUCCAUCGAUUCAUUUAGAACAGGAGCAUUCACUGUUGUUAUAUUUCUUUCAUUUUCGUACGCACUGUGCUUCGCUUUUCACGUACGAUAGAGUGAUCUUGAUUCAAAGUUUCCGAAACGCUUUCAAUCCGAGGCUGAAUUGCACCAUUUUUAUCCAGCAAAACGGCGGAAUUGGAGCGCAAAAUGCCACCGACACAAUUAUCGCCAACAACAUUCCAAGCACCCAAUUUCUCAACGAAUUACAACAAUUUAUAUGGACUUUUGGACGUUCCAAAAUCGCCAACAUCGAUGCAGUCACAAUCAUCGGCCUUUCCGUAUUUUUACUCCAUCCCAGAUAAUGGUUCAGUGGUUGGGCAACCAUCAUCGAUGAAUCAAUUGAACCUGACCGAUAAUACCUCAAACUAUGGCCUAACGAUCAAUUCACUGUAUAACACAUUGAAUGCGGGCUACAAUGACGAUUUGCUGACGCUGGUAAGCGGCAUGAAUGGUCUUCAAAUGGGUGAUAUCGGUCAAACACCAGUGCAGCACACCUGCGGCAUGAACCAUUUGUCUGCGUUGUCCACAAAUUUGGACUGUUGCACCAAAAACCCUUUCGGAAAAAAGGUGCCAAAGGAUUACAUGUGCCACUUAUGUUUCAACAAGGAUCAUUUCAUCCGCGAUUGCCCACUGGCACGCAAGAAGAACGAAGGCCGUACACCGUAUCAGGGCAAAAAGCGUUGCUUUGGUGAAUACAAAUGCACCAAGUGCAAGCGUAAGUGGAUGUCGGGCAACAGCUGGGCCAAUAUGGCACAAGAAUGCAUCAAGUGCCAAAUUAAAAUCUAUCCGCACAAACAGCGGCCACUUGAAAAGCCCGACGGCUUGGACGUUUCUGAUCAGAGCAAGCUCCACCCACAACUACUGUGCGAAAAAUGCCAGCAUCUCGGCUAUUAUUGUCGUAAAAAUUUGUAAUUUUUUCUUCAUUUUUGAAAAAAAUCAAUUUUAAUUUUGUUAAUUUUAAGUUCCAAUUUUGAUAGCGUUAAGCUUCAAUUUGGAUCCGGUUUUAAAGUCGAACAAAACUUUUAAUUCCGAACUAUGUGAAUCUUGGAAUGUCAAGAAAUUUUAUAGGAAUAGAUUUUAAAAAAAGGAAGGAAACGUUGCCAAUUGGCACUUCGUCAUUGUGCAUGUUCCUUAUACAGAUUCAUCAAAGAAAAUCGCACCAAAUCAUAUAGAUUUUAAUAUAAAAUGCUAAUAAAUUUCUUUGGUUUCAAAGUUACCACACGUACCGCAAAGGCUGCAAACUUUGUUCGCAAGUCAAAGAUUCCUGUAAUAAUCCAUUGAACACAAACACAUACUUUCGUCGCACAAAAAUGUAUUAGAUGUUCUAUACUUUGAAAUGAAAGUUAGGUUUGAAUAAAAUCGUCAACAUUUUUAACUAUCAUCGUGAAAAUUCCGAUGUAAUUCCGUUAAAUCGAAAGAUAAAUUUGUUACGUAAUCGUGUAUUAUUUAGCAUUGUAUCGCGUUAUUUUUUUUAAAUUGUAAAUUGGGAUGUUUGUGUUCAAUAUUCCGAAAAUUUCAAAAUCGUUCGUUAAAAUGUGCGCAUAUCGUUGGAGUUGCCGAUUUUAUUCGAGGUUUUUUCUCUUAUUUGACUAGAACAUUUUUUUAAUGGUUUGAACAAUAAGAACGAAGACAGACAUAGGAAUGAAGAAAAUGGGAAAAAUAAAUAAGAUAGACAUGGAAAAUGUGAACAAAAAAAAAAUUGAAAACACAUAAAAAAUACAACGAAAAAGAGAUGAAGUUCAAUCAUGAAACACUACAAUGAUCAACAUUUUUUUACUCUAAAAUACAACUUGAAAAUUAUUACAGUACCAAUCUUAAAGAAUAAAGACAUUACAUUAUAAUGUAUACUAAAAAUAAUAAACGCUAUGAAAAUAAAAGGAUAAAACAACUUUGAAAA